Messenger RNA from Drosophila mauritiana, 215 nucleotides. It is a transcript of the gene Mst57Db, whose product is annotated as accessory gland-specific peptide 57Db. Lineage: Eukaryota; Metazoa; Arthropoda; Insecta; Diptera; Drosophilidae. Bases 29 to 151 code for a protein of 40 amino acids. The record is from RefSeq and is a predicted model, not a curated record. The transcript has a single exon.
UCAUUACUUUCAAUCCCAACUGGCCGACAUGAAGAUCACCGCUGGAGCUAUUCUGUUGUUUGCCGCUGUGGCUUUCGCCCAAUCCGCGGAUCCGAACACCAACGAAAACAAGAAUGUGAUCCACAUCAAUAGUCCCAGCGCCUCAAAGUAAAUGAUCUUUUGAUAUUUGCAGGCACAGAAUUCAAUAAAACAUUUACUUAAUUGUUUGCAUGUAA